CAUGACAAAUAAACAGUCUAGAAAAACAAAUUCACUUCGAAAGAGCAGCAGCACAGAUCGGAUUAUAUUCCAGAACGGAGCUCAAAAUGACUAGCAAGGGACUUGACGACUUUUCCGAGUUCGAGGCCACUCUGCAGAAGAUCGAAGACAUAUUGCACGAGAGCGAUGAGAAGCAAGACGCGGCAGCAGCGGCCGAGUCCAAGACGGCCGUUGACUUUGACAAACUGGAUCCCGACAAUGUGCGCCUGAAGGUGCGCGAGAAUCGCACUGUGAUCAACCGCAAGAGCCUGGAGGAGGACAAAAAGAACGAGGCUGGAAUGGUGCAGACCAUGAACCAGCAAAGCUUCAUGCAGCAGGUGGAGAAGGACGCCAAUGAGCGCGCCGAGUCACGGGCCAAGCGCGAGUACGAGGCGGAGGUGCAAAAGAGCCAUGGCAACGAAGCCUUUCGCAACGCCAAGUACGAAAAGGCCAUUCUCCACUACGGCAAGGCCCUGGCUCAGAUCAAAGACAGUGCCAUAACAUACAACAAUCGCGCCUUGUGCUACAUCAAGCUCCGCAACUAUAAGCGCGCUCUGCAGGACUGCCAGCACGUGGUGGACAAGCUGCAGGAGACCAAUCUGCGCGCCUGGCUGUACAAGGCCACGGCCUACAAGCGUCUCGGGCAGACAAAGGACUUUGAGGAGAGCGUGGCCAAGGCCCGCGAGCACAAUCCCAAGCAGCUGGCCUACAUCGAGAAGUACAUCAAGCAGAUGGAGGCAGAGACCUAGAAGCCUUAAAUUUAUUACAUAUACACUGUAUUUUAUACUCACUGAGCAUCAGCAUUACGCCCAGAAACGAGACACAGGAAUAAAGGAACGGCAGGUGAACACUGCCCAGAUCUGUGAAGCGUAAAGAGCGGAAAUUA
Drosophila pseudoobscura is the source of this 904-nucleotide messenger RNA. Its product is annotated as tetratricopeptide repeat protein 12. Gene Ontology annotation, cellular component: cytoplasm; centrosome. The transcript has 3 exons. Gene Ontology annotation, molecular function: protein binding. Gene Ontology annotation, biological process: sperm axoneme assembly; axonemal dynein complex assembly. NCBI's taxonomy places the organism in Eukaryota, Metazoa, Arthropoda, Insecta, Diptera, Drosophilidae. The coding region runs from base 87 to 767 and encodes 226 amino acids. The record is from RefSeq and is a predicted model, not a curated record.